This is a messenger RNA of Hydatigera taeniaeformis, 753 nucleotides long. NCBI's taxonomy places the organism in Eukaryota, Metazoa, Platyhelminthes, Cestoda, Cyclophyllidea, Taeniidae. The record is from the annotation of a GenBank genome assembly.
AUGUCUACACUUGAGGAACAGGAAAGUGAAAUAGAAGUACUGCGAUCCAUCUAUGAGGCCAACUUCCGUGUGCUUUCUUCCAAGCCUCCUCAUCAUUUUGAAAUCGACCUCCGCGGACAUGCAGCCGACAGUCCUGACACAGCAGUUUCAUGUACUCUCUACUUUAGAUACUCUCCCAAUUAUCCCACAGAAGCCCCUCUCUUCGAGAUUCGCAACCACAAGGGCCUCUCUGACGAGCAGAAUAUGGAUCUAGUAGUGCUUGUUUCUGACACCAUCAAGCGCUCCAUUGGAAUGGUAAUGAUAUUCGACAUUGUGUCCAAUGUGCAGCAAAAGCUGGAUGAGUUCACUGAUCUGUUGAUCGCUGAGGUGAAGGCGCGUAAGGAGAAGCAGACGAAAAUCAGAUCUCUUGCUGACGCAGAGAGGGAACAAGAAGUAGAAAAGCGUCUUGCUUCUGGAACUCAUGUUACAAUUGAGUCAUUUAACGUCUGGAAUAAAGCUUUCCUAGCAGAGCUGGCGAAGGCCAAGGAGACGGAAGAAGCCAAGGCUAAGAAGCUGGGUGUCUGUGGUGGAGGUGGGCAGAAUAUAGAACUUACAAAGCGGAUCACGGGUCGUGAGAUGUUUCUUCGUGACAAUCAGUUUGAUGAAUCAGAUUUGACCUUCCUGGCUCAGGAGGGUGGUGAAAUCGUGGAAGUGGACGAGAAGCUGUUUACAGAAAUAGGUGACAUCGAUAUAUCCGAUGUCGAAGAGUCUUGA